AAGAGAUAGAGAUAUCGCGCCGAAAUCAGACCAUAGUGCAAAGCUGGCUAAAUAAUUAACCUGAUUAUACUAAAAAUACACUGCCCUAUACCCAUUGGAACAGUUCGCAGUGGAGUGGCCGCGUUGGUUGGUGCGUGUCUCAUGGCGGGCUCUAAAUGGCUGCAGAGAUAAAGACCGCUCAGCCUCAUUGUUUUUCUCCUCCCUUGAUGAUUUUUCUCCUUCAUUCCUCACUGCUUCCGAUUUUGCGAGAGAGAAGAGGUUGAAAAGAAGAAAAGGAUAAAAGCAGAAGAAAAUAAAAAUGAAAUUGCCAAUUCUUCUCGCCCUACAGACUCUCUGUCUGCUGGCAUGCGCCGACCAACCGGCGCAAACUCCCGCCCAGGCUCUCCCUGCGCGCACUGUCAGCAUUCCAGACCCAACACCACCACCCAGCAGCGCCCCAACAUGGACGACGCUCGUCAAGCAGAAGCGAGCGGAUUCCACAGGGGACUCUGGCGACUCCACAGACGACUCCGACACUGCGGCGGACGCAACGGAAACAGCUGAUACUGCGACGACCGCUGAAACGAGCGCCGAAACCACUGCGGAAACCACUGCGGAUAGUGCCUCUGAGACUAGUUCAGAGACCUCUUCAGAAACUACCUCCAGCGAGACGACUUCUUCCGAAACCACUUCGUCAGAGACCAGCACGACCUCGUCGGAGACAACCAGUUCCACCAGCUCUUCCAGUUCUUCCAGCAGCAGCUCCAGCACAUCCACGACCUCCACCAGCAGCAGCACAACCAGCACCUCCAGCGCAACCAGCACAGUUUCCCCGGAAAUUGCCGAGCGCAACCGUGUUGGCAACAUCGCUGCGAUCGCAACCUUCAGCUCGCUUGGCGGAAUCAUCGCGAUCGUCUUUAUUGCGCUCGCUAUUCGUAAACGCAUUAUACGCCGUCGCAAGGAGGAGCAAAAGGCAUUGUUGCAGGCUGGAUCGUCGGCGUACUCGAUGGUUCCAGUGUCGGAUGAAGCAGCGGCGUCGAACGGGGAGGUCAAGUAUGAUCGGAUGUCGAUGAUGUUCGCUGCGAACGACCCCAAGCCACAAGACGCGGCUGGGGCAGGGCCAGGAGGGGUUCAGGUCAAUGCGACGCCGCUGUUGACGCCACAGCAGGCGGCUCAGCAAGGGUCCCCACAGGCGUACCCUCAGUACCCACAGGGGUAUCCUCACCAGAUCUAACCUGACUGAAAAAAAAAAUCGGAGGAAAAUGUAAAGGAAGAUGUGAUGUUUACGGUUUAUAUGAUAGCAUUUUGUUUAUACACAUAGUCACGACGAUAAUAUGACAGACCU
Messenger RNA from Aspergillus ruber CBS 135680, 1324 nucleotides. RefSeq lists its product as uncharacterized. The record is from RefSeq and is a predicted model, not a curated record. Bases 299 to 1213 code for a protein of 304 amino acids. NCBI's taxonomy places the organism in Eukaryota, Fungi, Ascomycota, Eurotiomycetes, Eurotiales, Aspergillaceae. The transcript has a single exon.